AUGGCAGUCGCUGUCACGGCCCCAAUUGUUAUACCUGGCCUUCAUGUUCCUCCUACCAUUAAGGACCUUCUCCAGUCAUCACGAGCUUACAAUCUUCUACCGGACGAUGGAGACCAGCCACAGGUGCAGCAGAAUCACCUUCAGGAGCUUGCCAGUCUCUUUACGCGUUUCAAUGUGCAGAAAAAAUUCGGACUCCACCUCAUCCACGGACACUUCCAGAUCGAGGAAGACAAAAUCAUGCUUGGGACGUCCCUCAAAUCCGUGCGGGGAUGCUGGACCCAGCCCACUAGUAUCGCAGAUAUCAACCCGGCAGAGAUCCAUGGCCACAUCUUCAAGCUAACAGCCAGCGGCGAGAUGCAAGCCUACAAGUAUCACCAAGGACCAACAGCUAGUUUGGAUGACGUCGAUCCCGUGUUCUUCCAGGAACUAUUUGUCCUCGCGGAUAACGGGACCGUCAUGUUGGAUGAAAGAGAUGUGAAAAACCGUGGGACACCUUUCCGCAUCACUGGGUUUUUUCUUGAAGAGCCAGGCAUGACUGAGUUCAAGGACGGAGAGACCCAUGCACCAACUGUCAGAGGUACCCACCAAGUCUUUACCAACAACAAGAUCGAAACGGAGAACCAGCUUAUGGCUAUCCUCCGAAAGAAAUCGCACGAAAGAUUCGGGGAUCGGAACGAUGUGCAUGAAGAUUCUCUGCACAAAGGUACAACCACUGAAGAAGAGGAUGAACUGGAGUAUGAAGUCGAACGGGUCCUGGAGUCGAGGCUGGGUAAUGGGGAACUCCAAUACUGCCUCAAGUGGGUUGACUACGGUGAUGAUCCUGAUGGGAAGUGCCUAAUCGGCCCUGGGGUUUUCGACGGGAUCUCUACGCACGUGGCAAGCUCUGUAGGGUUUGACUUCUUGUAUCUUGCCGGCAGCGGAUCGACGGGUUCAUAUUGCGGGGAGCCAGAUCUCUCGAUUAUGACACAGACCGAGUUCUGCAAACUAGGCGAGAUGAUAGCAUCACACACGCAUCUUCCUGUAAUUGCCCAUGCUGAUACGGGUUUUGGGGGCCCACUCAACAUUGCUCGCGCAGUGCGAAUGAAUGAACAUGCGGGUAUCGCGGGGCUGCAUAUUGAGGACCAAGUCUUUCCCAAGCGAUGUGGACAACUUCAAGGAAAAGAUGUAGUAGAUGAGGAAGUUUUCAUCGAGCGCAUUCGCAGCGCCGUUGAAGGCCGCCAGGAUCCUGAUUUUGUCAUCAUUGCACGCACUGAUGCCAGACAAGCCAAAAGAUUUGGUGGCCCCAAUGCCGGACACGAGGCAUUUGAGGAAGGCGUGAAGCGACUCAAGGCAGCUGUGGCUGCUGGCGCCGAUAUGGUGUUCAUGGAAUCUCCUCGGACAGAGGACGAGUGCAAAACGCUUUUAAAGGAAAUGGGGGAUGUACCAGUACUGAUCAAUGUACUUCCUAAUGGCCUCAUGCCUAAUUUCAAGACGUCUGACUGUCAGAGCUUGGGUUUCAGAGCCGCGAUAUAUCCAUACACUGGGUUCAUUCCGGCCAUGCUUGCCAUGCAGCGCUCCUACAUUGCACUGAAAGAAACUGGUACGGACCUUGAAUCUUGCGAGGGCAAGACAAUCAAGGAUUUCUUCAACCAGGUCGGUCUGGCAAAGGCAUGGGACUUUGACUCUAGGAUAAGUGAUUUCAGUUAUAAAUAUACCGGCCAAAAGGGAGAACAACAUGAGGGUUGA
This is a messenger RNA of Aspergillus thermomutatus, 1725 nucleotides long. RefSeq names its product isocitrate lyase/PEP mutase family protein. The record is from RefSeq and is a predicted model, not a curated record. Lineage: Eukaryota; Fungi; Ascomycota; Eurotiomycetes; Eurotiales; Aspergillaceae. Gene Ontology annotation, molecular function: catalytic activity. The transcript has 7 exons. The coding region runs from base 1 to 1725 and encodes 574 amino acids.